Theobroma umbraticum is the source of this 910-nucleotide messenger RNA. RefSeq names its product cotton fiber protein. The record is from RefSeq and is a predicted model, not a curated record. NCBI's taxonomy places the organism in Eukaryota, Viridiplantae, Streptophyta, Magnoliopsida, Malvales, Malvaceae.
AAAAAUGGUUGGCCCCUCCUACCUAAAAACCUUGCUCCCCCUUCAAGCCUUCUCAUUGAAAUCACCAUCUUCUACCCUAAACUCCAUGAAGAUCAAAACUCUUAUCCACACCCUCAUCUAUGCUCAAGUUUGUCGUCUCAUUCGAGCAUUUUCCAAAGCAAAAUCCAUUGCCAUGCAAAUUUAUAAAGAAAGCAAGCCUAUACAUUUCAUUUCCAACUCAAAGACCACAAAAACGAACUACAAGCAUAAGAAGCUAUUCUUUGGUUCAUUUCGGCUACACUACAAUUGGUGCUCUUCUCAUGUUACACCAGUUCCAGCUCCAGUUCUAGAAGGCUGUACGGCAACUCAUUUGUACUAUGAUUCAACAUGGAACUCUGUUAUUUCAACUGAGCAAUGUGAUGAUCAGGAUACUGUGGAGUCUGAGCUUUCAGGUUACCUUCAAUGGCUAGAAGAGAAGAAGGUUAAUGGUAAUUCUACUGCUGAGACAGAUAUCAAUGAGAUUGAUAGGCUAGCAGAAAUGUUUAUAGCUGAUUGUCAUGAAAAGUUUAGGUUGGAGAAGCAGGAGUCUUACAGGAGAUUCCAGGAAAUGCUGGCUAGAAGCAUGUGAAGGUUUUUCUUAAUUAUUAGCUAAUCUUUCUUCUUCUUCUUUUUUAAUUUUGCUUUCCCAAGCUUCUGUAUGUCACAUACAUUGGUGGGGGUGAGAAAGUGUAGUCAUUGAGAGACUGGAGGGCCUUUUUCUUUCUUUCUUUUGUUCUUUUUCCCUUGUAACUUUUCUUCCCUUAUUUUGUGUAUGGAGAAUUGUACAUGACAGAGUGUGGGGUAUUUGUGCAAUUCUUCUCUUAAAUUUGUGAUGGUUUGGUUUCCACUUGCAAGGUUAUAUAUGAUUGGUGGGAGUGGAUCUGCUUCUGAA